Molecule: messenger RNA, 1275 nt
Organism: Alternaria arborescens
Lineage: Eukaryota; Fungi; Ascomycota; Dothideomycetes; Pleosporales; Pleosporaceae
Exons: 3
Coding region: 1-1275 (424 amino acids)
Biological process (GO): regulation of cyclin-dependent protein serine/threonine kinase activity
Cellular component (GO): cyclin-dependent protein kinase holoenzyme complex; nucleus
Molecular function (GO): protein kinase binding; cyclin-dependent protein serine/threonine kinase regulator activity
Source: RefSeq, a predicted model, not a curated record
AUGUUUGGCGGCGGCAGCACGCAUCAGUCACAAGAGUCUCCUGUCGGGCGUCACACUCCCGUACGGCCAUCGCCGUCUUCGAGCACCAAUGCGCCGCGCGUGGUAGCUCCGUCUGCUGAUGUUCCCAUGGCCGAUUCGGCAGCCCCGCAGUCGAGCUCAACACCAGGCCAGCGAUCGCAGCAGCAAAACAGCUCCGAGCCCAACACCACCGCACCCGCUGCCGAACAAGCAGCACCGACGCCACCCAGUCCGCACUUUCGUCCCCACUCACAACAGCCGACCCCGUCGGGCGUAGACCCCGCCUUCACAAACACCCGAACCGUUCCCUCGUCAGGUCCAGCACAGUCCUUGCAAUCGCCCGAAGCCUCUCCUACCAAGAUAAAAGUAAAGAGUCUGUCGCAUAUCCAGAGCUUCGCCAUCGAUGAGUCCAGUCCCUUUUCCCAGUCGCGCUCGCUUGCACGGCGGCAGCGACGAGACCCUGCAGACGUCGGGCCUCAGUACGAGAUCAGCGAGAUGCCCGUGUCAGACAUAAUCGAAAUGGUGGCUGGUUUGCUGACCAAGAUCACGACUACCAACGAUCGGCAGCACGACCAUCUGCACCGCCAAAUCCCGCCAUCAGAGGGUACCUCAGGGUUGAGCCAACAGACAACCAGCGUCUUGGCCUUUCAUGGAAAGAACGUCCCCAGCAUCUCUAUCCUCAGCUAUCUGAGUAGAAUUCACAAAUACUGCCCAACCACCUAUGAGGUCUUCCUGAGUUUACUCGUCUACUUCGACAGGAUGACAGAGAGGUCUGUGGAACAAUCAAAGUCUGCAAUGUCAGCGGCUUCGAUUCCCGCAGAUAGCACACGACCUGCAUCAGCUUCUGCUCAGGCGGCCACGCCUCCUCCGUCAGGCUCCCUAGGCAAGCCCUCGCAAACACCACGCGAGGGCCCUCAGCCGCCUUCACCGCCUCAGCAAGAUCUCGACGUGGACGCACUGAACCUCUCACACUUUUUCGUUGUCGACAGUUUCAACAUACAUCGUCUCGUCAUAGCCGGUGUUACGUGCGCCAGCAAGUUCUUCUCUGACGUCUUUUAUACAAACUCGAGAUAUGCGAAGGUCGGCGGUCUACCGUUAGUUGAGUUGAACCACUUAGAGCUGCAAUUCCUGUUAUUGAACGACUUCCGCCUCGCUGUACCCUUGGAAGAGAUGGAGGCGUAUGGAACAAUGCUGGUCGAGUUCUACGCACGUGAAGUUGCUGAGCAGCACGAACGGGAAAACGGUGUGAAACAGUGA